This is a messenger RNA of Symbiodinium natans, 1302 nucleotides long. The record is from the annotation of a GenBank genome assembly. Lineage: Eukaryota; Dinophyceae; Suessiales; Symbiodiniaceae.
AUGUGCAGCGGGGCUGCGAGGAGCCAGCUCUACAAUCUCCUGCUGGAGCUGCGGGUGCUCUUCAGGAGAGGCUCCUUGGACUUGCAAGAGAUCUAUUAUCUCAGCAUGAUUUGGCAUCGGAUCCUUGCAGCGAUCUUUCCCGAGACAGGACUGCAGCUGUUGGGCACCGACCUCUCCGAGCAGAAGAUCUUGACUGCCCGGAAAGGGGAGUAUCCCUGGUACUCACUGAAGGAUUUGCCUCCGGAGUGGUGCGAGCAGUUCUUCGAUUCUCCCGCCAAUUCCUGGCCUCGAGGGCUUCGCCCUCGCGCUGCGGCGCGGCUCCAAGCCGCCCGUACCUUCGCCAGCCAGGCUGGCACCGAGGCCUUGUACAGAGUCAAAGACAAUGGAGUACGCAGGGACGUGGAGUUCCUGUGUCAGGACGUAACCGCAGAAAUGCCUGAGGGUCCGUUCGAUGUGAUCCUGUCAAGAUACGCCGUUUGCCUAUAUCUACCAGGAGAUCAGCGGUCACAAGUACUGGUGCAGAUGGUGGAGAGGCUUCGCCCGGGAGGCUUCCUGGUCAUUGGUGGCAAGGACCAUCUGCCCAAUGGCUUCUGUGACAAGCACGGCCUCAUGGAGGUGGAUUACCGGGCUCACGAGAUUGGCCUGGGCGAUGUGAGGUGUAUUUUUCAGAAAUCUGGUGGCGCUCCUCUGGACGCGAACCUGGCGGAUCGGCGUGGGAGGGCUCCGUCCUACUCGCAGUACGUCCGGUCCCUUGGCAGCGAGCCGUACUGGGUGGCCGAGCGUCGACGCCUGGAGCGCCAGCGCCUGGCAGUCCAGAUGAGCCAGAAAAGCCGGGAUCUGUUGAAUCAGGCCGUGCAAGAAGGCCGCCGUCUCUGCGACAGCCCCUUCGACAGGGAGAGCAAGACUGGCACUGUUAAGCCUUCGGAGCCACAACAUGUGGAGCGGACACCUUCGAUGCCCAAGGAGGAGCGCGAGGUCAGGUUGCAGAGCUUCCUGCAGCGUUUGGAGAAGGACCUUGCAGAGCGCGGCCGCAGGUCUUUGAAGGCCGAGAUCGAAAGAUUAGACUGUUUCAUACCUGGACUGCUUAUUCCGAAGUCGAAGUCGUGGAAGAGGAAGAAGAAAAGAAAGAAGAGGAGGAAGAAGAAGUCCAGGGAAGAACCUGCGCCAGCAGCCGUAGAGGAUCCCGAGGAUCCUGAGGAGGAGGAGGACGAUGACGGGAUUGCUGACCUCACACCCGCUGAGCCGAACUUUGACAGCGUCCUGUUUUCCCCAUAUGCCUCUGGAUCUCUGCAAUUCUUCUAA